AUGAAGAGGAUCAAGAUUCCUCUCCCUCCAGUGGAUGAGAAGAUAAAGGUAAUUGAAGAUGUUGAUAAGNAAAAAUCUCAUUUGAUGGAAAUGCUGAUUCCUCUCCCUCCAGUGGAUGAGAAGAUAAAGGUAAUUGAAGAUGUUGAUAAGGACAGAAGAUAUGCGAUUGAUGCCUUGAUUGUGCGUAUCAUGAAGAGUAGGAAAGUUUUGGGCUAUCAGCAGUAG
This is a messenger RNA of Ilex paraguariensis (yerba mate), 225 nucleotides long. The record is from the annotation of a GenBank genome assembly. Lineage: Eukaryota; Viridiplantae; Streptophyta; Magnoliopsida; Aquifoliales; Aquifoliaceae.